AAACAGUCUACCAACCACUGCCACGUUUUCAUCUAUUGGUAAACAUCAGCUGCUGGUUGGUCUUAAGGGAGGAAGACAGAAUUAGUUCCAGAUGGAGGACGUGUUCAGCCCAUUUAAGACUUUCCAGGUGAUUUAAGACAGCAGGUAGAAAAAACGGAACGGACCACAUGAAGAAGGAUGUGAAGUUUAUUUUUAUGCAAGAUGUUAUUUGGAGGACCAAGUACACUUUUUCAGGCCAUGGGAGAUGAAAGACUAAUCACAUGAUAUUUUUGUUCCGUCAAAGUGCUGUUCUGUGCUAAGUCAAUGUUGGUUUGUAUUAAGGACAAAUACUAAUUUCUUAAUGUCAGCAUGUCGACUGUGACAAGUGCUCAGACACUGGAGGAACCUAAUCCUCCCCCCGUUGAAGAAAAGCCAAAGGGAAAAUCACUAUUUCAUUUGGGCUCACUCUUUGCUAACAGGAGUGAAAAAUUCGUAAUUGCUAGGAGUGAUAGUGUACCAGAGGAGAACGUUCUGAAAAUAACUAUCACGGAGACUACGGUCAUUGAGUCGGACUUGGGCAUCUGGAAUUCUCAUGCUCUCAUCUACCUCACUUUGUGGUUUUUCUUCAGCUUUUGCACUCUUUUUCUUAACAAAUACAUUCUUUCGUUACUGGAAGGAGAGCCCAGCAUGCUAGGUGCUGUUCAAAUGCUUUCAACCACCUUCAUUGGCUGCAUAAAAAUGUUUGUUCCAUGCUGCUUGUAUCAGCACAAAACACGCAUCUCUUAUCCACCCAAUUUCAUCAUGAUAAUGCUAUUUGUUGGAUUAAUGAGAUUUGCAACAGUAGUCUUGGGUCUUGUCAGCUUGAAAAAUGUGGCAGUUUCAUUUGCAGAAACUGUUAAAAGCUCUGCACCUAUUUUUACUGUUAUCAUGUCUCGGAUGAUAUUAGGGGAAUACACUGGAUUGCUGGUUAAUCUCUCUCUCAUUCCUGUUAUGGGUGGGCUAGCUCUAUGUACAGCUACCGAAAUCAGUUUCAACAUUCUAGGUUUCUCGGCAGCUUUAUCUACUAAUAUCAUGGACUGUUUGCAAAAUGUCUUUUCCAAAAAACUACUCAGUGGAGAUAAAUACAGGUUUUCAGCUCCAGAGCUUCAGUUCUACACAAGUGCUGCUGCAGUGGUUAUGCUUAUUCCAGCUUGGAUAUUUUUCAUGGAUGUGCCUGUGAUUGGGAAAAGUGGGAGGAGCUUCAGCUACAACCAAGAUGUUGUUGCACUUCUCUUAAUAGAUGGAGUUUUGUUCCACCUACAAAGUGUUACAGCCUAUGCCUUGAUGGGAAAAAUUUCUCCUGUGACUUUCAGUGUUGCUAGUACUGUGAAGCAUGCGCUGUCAAUCUGGCUAAGUAUUAUUGUGUUUGGUAACAAAAUCACAAGCCUCUCGGCCAUUGGGACUGUUCUAGUGACAAUUGGAGUUCUGCUAUAUAAUAAGGCAAAGCAGCAUCAGCAAGAGACUAUACACAGCCUGGCAGUUGCAGCCCCGCAAUCCGCACAAAGUACAACUGAAGAUACUGAGCCACUAAUUUCCAAGGAUUUGGAACCGUAUGAUUAAUAUGGCCAUUUAUUCUUCCAACCUAGUGUAACUCAAAGGAAUUCUUCCUGAGAGUGAUUGUUUCUUCAACUGUUGAUGCUGAUUUGGUUCCUUUGAGCUCAUGGCAGGUCAAGCCUGGGACUUGAAGCAGAGAAAAGACAAUGGGAAAAAUCCAGUAAGCCUUUAUUUACUGAGAAACUGAUAUACCAAACAGAGGUCCUAGUGACACAUAAUGUGGUAAAUGUGGGCUUUAUUGUCUUUCCUUGACUGCAAGUAACAUAAAAGCCUAUAUUUGAGAAAGAACUUCAGUGUUUUGUGGGAAAAUGAUUCCUUUCUCCCUGCCCAUCAAAACAGUGUGAAAACAUGGACCCAUCACUGUAUUCUGCUUGCUUGCAGUGGAGUGAAAUUGGCAUAUGACUGAAAUUCCCAGUUGUUGCUCUAUGCUGCUUGCAUCUUCCAUUAUUUGUGUGCAUUGUAGAGCUGGAAGAAGGACCACCCUCCUCUGCCAACAAAUGACUUAUUUUGGUAUACAUUUAGUUGAAGUAAACUAUGGAAAUGAGUCCCUG
Messenger RNA from Phaethon lepturus (White-tailed tropicbird), 2123 nucleotides. RefSeq names its product solute carrier family 35, member E2B (gene SLC35E2B). Gene Ontology annotation, cellular component: Golgi apparatus. The record is from RefSeq and is a predicted model, not a curated record. Bases 349 to 1578 code for a protein of 409 amino acids. The transcript has 9 exons. Lineage: Eukaryota; Metazoa; Chordata; Aves; Phaethontiformes; Phaethontidae. Gene Ontology annotation, molecular function: antiporter activity.